Molecule: messenger RNA, 1382 nt
Organism: Hyla sarda
Lineage: Eukaryota; Metazoa; Chordata; Amphibia; Anura; Hylidae
Gene: CCNC
Product: cyclin C
Exons: 12
Coding region: 212-1063 (283 amino acids)
Biological process (GO): positive regulation of transcription by RNA polymerase II
Cellular component (GO): mediator complex; nucleus
Molecular function (GO): cyclin-dependent protein serine/threonine kinase regulator activity
Source: RefSeq, a predicted model, not a curated record
UGCAGCGCGGAAGAAAACCUCUGGUGACAUAUUGGUUCCUAGACGCUGCAGUUUCCGUCCGGGCAGAGUUGCAGGUUGCACGCCGGCUCUCUUCCUGGAUUUAUCGCUGGAGGUCUUCGUAUUUUGUAGUCGGCAGAAAACGGCGGCUGACCCGCAGUGACGUCACGACCGUCGCUCUCCGCUUAGGUGUUUUCUCCCGGUUUUAGCGUUCAUGGCGGGGAACUUCUGGCAGAGCUCUCACUAUUUGCAAUGGAUAUUGGAUAAACAAGAUUUAUUAAAGGAACGACAAAAAGACUUAAAAUUCUUAGCCGAGGAAGAGUAUUGGAAGCUACAGAUAUUUUUCACAAAUGUCAUUCAAGCAUUAGGAGAACACCUUAAAUUACGACAGCAAGUUAUAGCCACAGCCACUGUUUACUUUAAAAGGUUCUAUGCACGGUAUUCUUUAAAAAGUAUAGACCCUGUAUUAAUGGCACCAACUUGUGUCUUUUUGGCAUCCAAAGUAGAGGAAUUUGGUGUUGUUUCAAACACAAGGUUAAUCUCUGCUGCUACUUCUGUAUUAAAAACUAGGUUUUCUUAUGCAUUUCCUAAAGAGUUUCCAUAUAGGAUGAAUCAUAUACUGGAAUGUGAAUUCUACCUACUAGAGUUAAUGGAUUGUUGCUUAAUAGUUUAUCAUCCGUAUAGACCCUUGUUACAAUACGUACAAGAUAUGGGACAAGAAGACAUGCUGCUUCCACUGGCAUGGAGAAUAGUAAAUGACACAUACAGGACAGAUCUUUGUCUGCUUUAUCCUCCUUUCAUGAUUGCUCUUGCCUGCCUGCAUGUGGCAUGUGUUGUUCAGCAGAAGGAUGCACGCCAGUGGUUUGCAGAACUCUCUGUAGACAUGGAAAAGAUCUUAGAAAUCAUUAGAGUUAUUCUGAAGCUUUACGAACAAUGGAAAAAUUUUGAUGAGAGGAAAGAAAUGGCUGCCAUUCUUGGUAAAAUGCCAAAACCAAAGCCGCCACCUAACAGUGAAGGGGAACAAGGACCAAAUGGAAGCCAAAGCUCCAAUUACAACCAGUCUUGAAAUACUACAAUCGUCCACUAUUGGACCAAACUGGAUGAAGAUGUUGCCAUAGUGAUCUCCCACCAAGUAGUAUUCUUGACCAGUGGGUUGCACAGUCUGUCUUCUCUAUCUUAAGAGAAAAUUGUUGGACUUUUUUUUAUGAGUAAGGAUUUACAAAUGUGAGCACACUGUUGCUGAACCCUGAUUUCAGCUCUCAAAUAAUUGCACAUAUUUUUUUCAUUUUCUGCCUGCAGUUCAGUGACAAGAUUCUAUAUCAAUAUCUUGGCCAUCUGAACUGUAAUCUCCUAAAUGUAUUAAGAUUAAAUGAUAUUGUAAUAUG